AUGAAGAUAACCUUCACACUAGUUGAUCAAGAUUUGGAUCCGGCAGCCCGACAGAACAUUGACUAUGUGAUCAAACCAAAUCCAAAUCAAGAUAACAAAGCGUUUUUGGGAAGACCGAGGGCAGAACGAAACCCUUGCUUUGGUGCACCCAAGUUUGUUUCACUUGACACCCUUGGCACCAACGAUUACCUCGCCAAUGAUUCAUUAUUUAUCAAAAUUUCUAUAUGUCUUGAUGAAUUAUCUGCAAUUUAA
Protopolystoma xenopodis is the source of this 252-nucleotide messenger RNA. Lineage: Eukaryota; Metazoa; Platyhelminthes; Monogenea; Polystomatidea; Polystomatidae. The record is from the annotation of a GenBank genome assembly.